AUGGGGUCAAUGCAGGCGGCCGAACUACAAAAUGUUUUAGAUGGCACAGGCAUGAGCUUGAGAGCUGCGAGAGUCCAAGUAGCCUUCCGAGCCCGCUCACCACCAGUCCCAGAGAGUCGGUCAAGUCUCACAUCGAAAGCCAAUCUAUCUCCGAAAAUAACAAGACAGCCUCGGGACGCAGAUCGAGCCAUGACGCAUCUUGAGAGGCUCGGCAGAGCUUGCAGGGCUCACGUCGCGUACAGGUCAGGGAGCGAUGUAUUAGGCAGAGGUGAAGCAAUGCAGCUAGCGUCGACUAGAGGAGGCAGCGUGGUGCCAUACUUGCUCGGCCGAGUCCGCUGCCUGCCAUCGUGA
Molecule: messenger RNA, 351 nt
Organism: Purpureocillium lilacinum
Lineage: Eukaryota; Fungi; Ascomycota; Sordariomycetes; Hypocreales; Ophiocordycipitaceae
Source: RefSeq, a predicted model, not a curated record